AUCAUAUAAUCUGCUCUCAUCAUGGGAGAAAUAGAGCAGAGGCCAACUCCAGGAUCGAGACUGGGGGCACCGGAGAAUUCGGGGAUCAGUACCUUGGAACAUGGACAGAAGCCUCCCCCCACGCCUUCAGGAAAACUCAUGUCCGUCAGAAUCCAGAUGCUGGAUGACACCCAGGAGGCCUUUGAAGUUCCGCAAAGAGCCCCCGGGAAAGUGCUGCUGGAUGCGGUGUGCAGCCACCUGAACCUCGUGGAAGGAGAUUAUUUUGGCCUCGAAUUUCCCGACCACAAGAAGAUCACGGUGUGGCUGGAUCUCUUAAAACCUAUUGUCAAGCAGAUUAGAAGGCCAAAGCAUGUCGUUGUUAAGUUUGUGGUGAAAUUCUUUCCACCUGACCACACACAACUCCAAGAAGAACUCACAAGGUACCUAUUUGCUCUGCAGGUGAAGCAGGACCUGGCUCAAGGCAGGCUGACGUGUAGUGACACCAGCGCUGCCCUCUUGGUCUCACACAUUGUGCAAUCUGAGAUUGGGGAUUUUGAUGAAGCAUCGGACAGAGAGCAUUUAGCAAAAAAUAAGUACAUACCUCAGCAAGAUGCACUAGAAGAUAAGAUUGUGGAAUUUCACCAUAACCACAUUGGACAAACACCCGCAGAAUCGGAUUUCCAGCUCCUGGAGAUUGCCCGCAGGCUGGAGAUGUACGGCGUCCGAUUGCACCCAGCUAAGGACCGGGAAGGCACUAAGAUCAACCUGGCUGUGGCCAACACGGGGAUUCUAGUGUUUCAGGGUUUUACGAAGAUCAAUGCCUUCAACUGGGCAAAGGUGCGGAAGCUGAGCUUCAAGAGAAAGCGCUUUCUCAUCAAGCUCCGCCCAGAUGUGAACAGCUCAUACCAGGAUACCUUGGAAUUCCUAAUGGCCAGUCGGGAUUUUUGCAAAUCCUUCUGGAAAAUCUGUGUUGAACAUCAUGCCUUUUUUAGACUUUUUGAAGAGCCCAAACCAAAGCCAAAGCCUGUUCUCUUUAGCCGAGGGUCAUCGUUUCGGUUCAGUGGCCGGACUCAGAAGCAGGUUCUCGACUAUGUUAAAGAAGGAGGACAUAAGAAGGUGCAGUUUGAAAGGAAACACAGCAAGAUUCAUUCCAUCAGAAGCCUUGCUACGCAGCCUGCAGAGCCGAAUUCAGAAGUGCCAAAACAAGCUCAGCAGAGUGCCAGCCUUACCUUUGGAGAAGGUGCCGCAUCCCCGGGUGGCCAGAGCUGCCAGCCGGGAAGGGACCCGCCCGCUUCGGCCGAUGAGCGCGGGCCACAGCGCAGCCCCACUCCGCAGAGGAGCCCGGCGGGGAGCACGGAGGCAGACGGGGCCGGCAGGGCGGAGACGGAGGAAGAGGAGGAGGUCGUUAAGGACAGGACCCAGCAGAGUAGACCUCGGCCCCCGCAGCCAAGCACAGGCUCCCUGACUGGCAGCCCUCACCUUUCAGAGCUGUCCAUCAACUCGCAGGGAGGAGCUGCACCCACCAGCACCGUCCUGUCACCCAACCUGAGCCCCGACACAAAGCAGGCCUCCCCCUUGGUCAGCCCAUUGCUGAACGACCAGGCGGGCCCUCGGACGGACGAUGAGGACGACGGCCGGAGAAAGAGAUUCCCAACUGACAAAGCAUACUUCAUCGCUAAGGAAGUCUCCACCACUGAGAGAACAUAUCUGAAGGAUCUCGAAGUCAUCACUUCGUGGUUUCAGAGCACAGUAAGCAAAGAGGACUCCAUGCCCGAAACCUUGAAAAGUCUCAUUUUCCCGAAUUUUGAACCUUUGCACAAAUUUCAUACAAAUUUUCUCAAGGAAAUUGAGCAACGACUCGCCCUGUGGGAAGGCCGCUCGAAUGCUCACAUCAGAGGAGAUUACCAAAGAAUUGGAGAUGUGAUGCUGAAGAACAUUCAGGGCAUGAAGCAACUGGCAGCGCAUCUGUGGAAGCACAGCGAGGCUCUGGAGGCGCUGGAGACCGGCAUCCGGGGCUCCCGGCGGCUGGAGAGCUUGUGCCGAGACUUCGAGCUGCAGAAGGUGUGCUACCUGUCGCUCAACACCUUCCUCCUGCGCCCGCUGCACCGGCUCAUGCACUACAAGCAGGUCCUGGAGCGGCUGUGCAAGCACCACCCGCCCAGCCACGCCGACUUCAGGGACUGCCGAGCUGCUUUGGCAGAGAUCACGGAAAUGGUGGCCCAGCUUCACGGUACGAUGAUCAAGAUGGAGAAUUUCCAGAAGCUUCAUGAACUCAAGAAAGAUUUGAUUGGCGUUGACAAUCUUGUGAUUCCAGGAAGGGAAUUCAUCCGCCUGGGCAGCCUCAGCAAGCUCUCCGGGAAGGGGCUCCAGCAGCGCAUGUUCUUCCUGUUCAAUGACGUCUUGCUGUACACGAGCAGGGGGCUGACGGCCUCGAAUCAGUUUAAAGUUCACGGGCAGCUCCCGCUCUACGGCAUGACCAUGGAAGAAAGUGAGGACGAGUGGGGCGUGCCCCACUGCCUCACCCUGCGGGGCCAGCGCCAGUCCAUCGUCGUGGCUGCCAGUUCUCGGUCCGAGAUGGAAAAGUGGGUGGAGGACAUACAGAUGGCCAUUGACUUGGCCGAGAAGAGCAGCGGCCCCGCCCCCGAGUUCCUGGCCAGCAGCCCUCCCGACAGCAAGUCCCCGGAGGAGGCAGCGGGCGACCAGGAGUCGGAGGACGACCUCAGCGCCUCGCGCACCUCGUUGGAGCGCCAGGCCCCGCACCGCGGCAACACCAUGGUGCACGUGUGCUGGCAUCGCAACACCAGCGUCUCCAUGGUGGACUUCAGCGUGGCCGUGGAGAAUCAGCUGUCUGGGAACCUGCUGAGGAAAUUCAAAAACAGCAACGGAUGGCAGAAGCUGUGGGUAGUCUUCACACACUUCUGCCUGUUCUUCUAUAAGUCGCACCAGGACAGUCACCCCCUCGCCAGCCUGCCUCUGCUUGGGUACUCGCUCACCAUUCCCUCGGAGUCCGAAGACCUCCACAAGGACUACGUGUUCAGGCUGCAUUUCAAGUCCCACGUGUACUAUUUCCGGGCUGAGAGCGAGUACACGUUUGAAAGAUGGAUGGAGGUGAUCCGAAGUGCCACCAGUUCGGCCUCCCGUGCCCACGUUCUGAGUCACAAAGAAUCUCACGUGUAUUGAUGGCAGGAUGGGACACAUGUGUUGAUUGUUUCAGCAUUGGCGACUUUCCCGGAAGACAUUUUCUUUCUUCUGUAUUAAUGAAGCCUAGUAAAAUUAACACCUGUCUGUCUGGAAAACAAAAUAAUACAUGGUUUCACAGCGACUC
Molecule: messenger RNA, 3304 nt
Organism: Lipotes vexillifer (Yangtze River dolphin)
Lineage: Eukaryota; Metazoa; Chordata; Mammalia; Artiodactyla; Lipotidae
Gene: FARP1
Product: FERM, ARH/RhoGEF and pleckstrin domain protein 1
Exons: 26
Coding region: 22-3159 (1045 amino acids)
Cellular component (GO): cytoskeleton
Molecular function (GO): cytoskeletal protein binding; guanyl-nucleotide exchange factor activity
Source: RefSeq, a predicted model, not a curated record